ACACCUAUAUAUACACGAACCCAGAACCCUUAUCUAUCUUAAUCCCAAUUUAGAAGCUUUUUUCUUUCUGAAUUUGCCUCCUUCUUGAUUCAGCAUUCUAUAUCCCCACAUGGCUUCCUCGAUUAGCUCAGUGAACAAAAACCAAGAGGGAGUAGCCAGUGGCGUUGAGGAAAAACCCAUCCCACUUAAUGAGAACGUUCUGCAGAAGCAUGCUGCAUUCUUUGACAUGAAUAAAGAUGGUGUCAUUUACCCAUGGGAGACUUUUCAAGGUUUGCGUGAAAUUGGGACUGGGAUUUUGUUGUCUGUUGGAGGUGCUGCUUUCAUCAACUUAUUUCUCAGUCAGGGAACUCGUCCUGGAAAGUUUCCAUCUUUACUUUUUCCAAUUGAAAUUAAAAACAUCCAAUUGGGCAAACAUGGAAGUGACUCCGGAGUCUAUGAUACCGAAGGAAGGUUUGUUCCUUCAAAAUUUGAAGAAAUUUUCACUAAGCAUGCGCAUACACAUCCAAAUGCUUUGACAUAUGAUGAGUUGAAGGAGAUGAUGAAAGCCAACAGAGAGCCUAAAGAUUUAAAAGGAAGGAUUGGAAGUUUUGCUGAAUGGAAUCUCCUUUACAAACUUGCUAAAGAUAAGAAUGACUUACUGCAAAAGGAAACAAUUCGAGGUGUUUAUGAUGGAAGCUUGUUUGAACAACUGAAAAAGCUACACUCUGAAGAUAAAAAGAAGUAAUGCCUUUCACACACCCAAUGCGAAAAGGCAUAAUUUAUAUGACAUAGCUAAAUUGGAUGCCAUUAGAAUAUUAAAAAGUGUCUUUUAUUUAUUGUUAGUUUCAUCAUUGUAUAUUAAUGUAUUUGUCGGUCAAACGUAUAAAUGUGUGAUCUAUAUCUUGUAUUCAUGUUUGUUUGAAAUUUAUCCCAAAAGCCAUUAUACAAGUUAAAUAAGAAUUAAGAAUACAAUUUUAUAACAA
Molecule: messenger RNA, 962 nt
Organism: Cajanus cajan (pigeon pea)
Lineage: Eukaryota; Viridiplantae; Streptophyta; Magnoliopsida; Fabales; Fabaceae
Product: putative peroxygenase 5
Molecular function (GO): monooxygenase activity; calcium ion binding
Source: RefSeq, a predicted model, not a curated record